GCAGGGAACUCUGCGGGGCCUGUACCUGUGCGAGCUCGGGUCCCAACCGCCGCCGCGACGAGCCCGGGCCGAGUCCGUGCGUGAGCCUCGCCGGGCAAGGAGGGGCUAAGCAGCCUUGGGCGGCGGGGAGAGGCGAGAGGAGCCAGGGAGAACCCUCCGACACACAGAGACCACGACUGCGCCUCCCUGCCCGGCAGGUUUGACGUUUGCUGUUGUUGCUGGAAGUGACGUCACCGCGGGGGACGCGCGGGAAGCGGAAGCGGCCGUUGGGUCCCGUGGCGGCAGAUUCAGUCUUCGCCCGCUGCCGGUCCGGAGCAGCUGCGUCCCGGCGCGUUCCUGAGGGCAGACAGUGAGGUACCCACCGUCCCAGGGCGGCCGCGUUCCUGAGGGCAGACAGUGAGGUACCCACUGUCCCGGGGCGGGCACGUUCCUGAGGGCAGACAGCGAGGAUAGAUCUGCAGUUGGAAAGACACCUUUUUGUAGUUUUCACCCAAAUCCUUAGGAGAAUGUACUAUAUUGCAUUUAUUUAAUAAUCUGAAAGAAUAAUAGCAUUUGGAAUAAUGGCAACAAGAGACCUAAAAGGAACUUUAAGAAAAAUUGAACAAGGACUUCGCUUGUUAAAUUAUCCAAGAGAUGUGGAUUAUACAGUGUUAGCAAAGGGUGAUCCAGCUGCAUUUUUACCUAUUAUCAGCUAUUCUUUUACAUCUUUUUCAACUUAUAUAGCAGAACUUUUGGUAAAGUGUGGUGUGGAGCUCACAGCAAAGAGUGACUUGCGUUUUGUUGAAGCUAUUUAUAAGCUUCUUCGAGAUCAAUUUCAAUAUAAACCAGUAUUAACAAAACAGCAGUUUCUUCAGUUUGGCUUUGCAGAAAGAAAAAUGCAGCUUGUUUGUGACAUUAUCAACUGUGUUUUGAAGAAACAUAAAGAAUUAAGUAACUCAAAUAAGGUUAAAUAUGAAACGAGGAAAAAACUCAGAUCUUUUAAAUGUGAGGUGUGGUCAAAUUGUGAUCUUGUCCUUGCUGAUCCUACUGGCAGUGUUCUGAAUUCCAAACAGAAGCCUCAAGUAGAACGUCACUUGGGAAAUGAGAUUAGUGGUGACCUUCAUCCACUGCCCCUUCCAGUACAGGGAGAUAAUGAAGAAGAAUCAUACCUAGAUCAUGAUGUUGUAGAAGUUAAAUGUGAACAAGUCAUAGAGGAUAAUUCUCAGAUUGAGUUCCUAAAGAGUCAACUUGCUGAUUGCCAGGAAAAGCUUCAUAAAUUAGAUUGGAUUGAAGAUAAACUACAAGUUUUAGAAGAGAAACUGAAAGGAAAGGUGAUCAUAGAUGAGAAAGACUGGAAUAAUUUGGCAAGUCGAGUUUUGCUUCUUGAAACAGAGCUGUUGUUGCAAUCCAGAAAGAGAGACUUAACACCAGAGUUCAGCAAUACGAGUCAUGAAUGUACUUCCAAUAGGAUUCCAGUUUCCUCUGAUACAGAGAGGAAGGAGGAGAUGCCAGAGAGUCUUCAUCGGUUGUCUGGAUACAGUUCACUGUUAUCCACAGACCCAUUUCCCAAAGCCACGACCAUUAAUUCUCAUGAUCUGACAGACAUUUCAAAGGAGACAAGACAAAGAAUGGAAAGGAUAAAUAAAAUAAUUGAAGCAACUGCAGAAUUAUUGAAAACAUCAAGCAACACUUCUGAGACCACCUGAAAGCAGAGGCCUUCAGACCAGAUCUGUUGUAGACUUAGAGAUAUCAGAACUUAUAUAUUUGUACAGCAUUAUAUUUUUUAAUAUAUCUAAUAAAGAAUCAUCACUUUUAUUCCUUUUGAA
Messenger RNA from Colius striatus (speckled mousebird), 1805 nucleotides. RefSeq names its product centrosomal protein 44 (gene CEP44). Lineage: Eukaryota; Metazoa; Chordata; Aves; Coliiformes; Coliidae. Gene Ontology annotation, cellular component: centrosome; spindle pole. Bases 561 to 1685 code for a protein of 374 amino acids. The transcript is spliced from 12 exons. The record is from RefSeq and is a predicted model, not a curated record.